UGAGCAGCAGAAGCAGAAGUUAGGGGUAGAAUUUAGAAUGUUUUCCAGUUUCCCCAGUAACCCAGUACCUUCUGGCCAUGGUGGUAGCUGUAGUAGGGAAACUACUAGAUGGCCUAAAUUUGGAACCUGCAUGCAGAAGAUAGAGUGAGACCCUACUUGUUGGCAAAACUUCUACUUCCACUAACUCAGAACAAAGAAUCCACCCAAUAAGUCUGCCUAAGGAUGAAGAAUUCUACAAGGCUCAACCCCAAUGAGGGAUGGAAGAUAUCUAAGCUCCUAAAUGAACUACAAAGAGUCCAUAGAGAUGAUGUUAGCCUUUAUACUUCAGGACACCUGAAUCCCAGUAAGCUCUAUAACCCCAUUAAGCACACGAGUUUUUGGACUGGUGCCCUUGGGCCACUCAGGAAAAAGACUGUAACGAGAAGUCAAUUCGAUGAUACAUCCGCAAAGAUGCAAGAUGCUUUGUCUGAAUUUACCAUUAACACUGCUCUGGUCUCAGAGGCUGCUGAGCAUCCUGGAUUCUUGAAGGUUUUGCACCCUCAGCUAAAAAGCAGUUCACUUCCUUCCCUUCCAACCUCGGAUGUAGCACUUGAAGAAAAACUGAAAGAAGAGAGAAAGAAGCUCCAGGCUGAAAUGUUUGAAAAAGACCUCAAAUUGCCAGAGCUCCGACUGCUUAAGUAUAAACAGGCCAAAACUAGUCGCCAGUGUUUUAAUUCUCCUCUUCUCAAAGAUGAAUACCGAUUUAUUAGCACCUAUUUGUCUGGCGUGACUAAAAAGGACAAGUUUGCUAAGUUUUUGCAAUUUCAAAAGGAGGUGAUUGCCAAGCAAGAUCUCUUAGAAAGUGAUUUCACUGGGAGCAGGGUUGCUGUAGACCAUGAAAAGAAGUUGGAACAGGAACUGCAGAAAAUGCCUACUACACUUCCUCCCCAACUUAACAGACUAAAGGUGUUUGGGCAAACAUUUCAAGACAUUUGUAAUGGCUCUCUUAUUUUUGGUGACCUCUUGAAGGAAGUGAAGGAUGAAUACGAACUCUACAUAGCAAUUCUUAUGGAUUCCCAGUCUUCCUUUCAGUACAAGAAUUUGCUGUCUCAAGUAAAGGGCAUGGAAAAGAGAAGCACGCUGACUGCAGAUAUAGAAGAAGCCAGAAAAGAAGUACAGAGGCUCGUGAAGGUAGCCAGAGAAUCUUUGGAAACAAAUGAGCAGCUCCGAGAUGAAUUGAAAUCAGAAGAAUUGCUUGACCAAAUUCCUUCUAAAGAAGAGCCAUCUGAAAUUGAGGCAGUUGAAGAAAGACUACUUACUUUGGCUGAAAAGGUUGAAGAAAAGAGAUGUCAGAUUCUUAAUAAAUGGGAUGAAAUCUAUGCUCUUGAAAAACACAUUAAGACUGACUUGGUUCAUAAUGAGAUUGCAAAUAUUGCUGAAAGUAGCUGUAAGAGCAUAGAGACUGAAGCUAUUAAGUUGGAGACAAUUAAUGGAAUUUUGAAGAAAAAAAUAUUGGACUCCGAAGUAAGAAUCAAAGAAAACCUUGACAAGCAUAAAAUAAUCCGGGAAGAACAGCAGAAAUUUUGGGAUUUCCUUGACACCCUGAUAAGAUCUGAAGAUGUGGAAGAAUGAUAAGUACCUGGGAAAAUGGCACGUGAACAUCAAGAAUGAUCUCAAGAACAAACCCCUGAGGUUUUGAAACAUAAAAAUUAAAUUGGCUUGUUUCUUC
This is a messenger RNA of Monodelphis domestica (gray short-tailed opossum), 1708 nucleotides long. RefSeq names its product chromosome 2 C6orf118 homolog (gene C2H6orf118). The record is from RefSeq and is a predicted model, not a curated record. NCBI's taxonomy places the organism in Eukaryota, Metazoa, Chordata, Mammalia, Didelphimorphia, Didelphidae.